AUGCCUGCAGACAGAUUUCGUCAACCUAUUGAAUCUGGUAAAGUUAUUGAAGAAUUGGGAACAGAAAUGGAGGAAAUUAGAAAUACAACUAUAAAACAAUUUGAUAAAGAGGCGUCACGUUAUCAUAAUGAGGUGUAUAAACGUAAAAGACAAGAAGUUCUUAACAAAGCCAAUUCUCAGCUGCAUGUAUUUUUCACAGGUCAACUGAAAAAUCUAUCCAAGAGAGCAGUUACGAUUUUCAAUUCCAUAAUUCAUGAAAAAUUAAAAGGUGAAGGCUAUGAUUUUGCUGAAGUUGUGUCCAAUGCUCGUGAACAAGUUAUUGAUCAGUUCACAAAGUCCGCAGAAGUAAUUUUAUUGUCUGAUACUGAUUGGACAUUUGAUGAAGAAUUGAACCAAUUAACCGAAUCAAUUAAUGAUGAAAUUACAUUAAAAGCUGAUAAAGAAGUUAAAAGUUUACAAUCCUUAACAACUAGUUUAGAGAAAGAGAAGAAUGAAUUGCUUGAAAAAACUAAGCAAUUAGAAGCAAGAGUAGAAGAAAAAGAUAACAUAAUAGAGAAUUUAGAAGAAAGAGUAGACAUUGAAGUUGAAAUGAACUUGAAGCGCUAG
Entrophospora sp. SA101 is the source of this 606-nucleotide messenger RNA. Lineage: Eukaryota; Fungi; Glomeromycota; Glomeromycetes; Entrophosporales; Entrophosporaceae. The record is from the annotation of a GenBank genome assembly.